Molecule: messenger RNA, 2199 nt
Organism: Urocitellus parryii (Arctic ground squirrel)
Lineage: Eukaryota; Metazoa; Chordata; Mammalia; Rodentia; Sciuridae
Gene: Krt2
Product: keratin 2
Biological process (GO): intermediate filament organization; keratinization
Cellular component (GO): keratin filament
Molecular function (GO): structural constituent of skin epidermis
Source: RefSeq, a predicted model, not a curated record
AUGAGUUGUCAGAUCUCGUGCAGAUCUCGCAGAGGAGGCGGCGGCGGCGGAGGAUACCGGGGCUUCAGUAGCGGCUCCGCUGUGGUCUCCGGGGCUAGCCGGAGAUCGACCUCGGGCUUCUCCUGCCUGAGCCGCCAUGGAGGUGGCGGAGGGGGCUACGGUGGAGGCGGCUUUGGCAGUCGGAGUCUUGUUGGCCUUGGAGGGACCAAGAGCAUCUCCAUAAGUGUGGCUGGAGGAGGUGGAAGUUUUGGCUCCGGUGGUGGAUUUGGUGGCAGAGGAGUCGGUUUUGGAGGCGGCAGUGGCUUUGGAGGCGGCAGCGGCUUUGGCGGCGGAGGUUUCGGUGGAGGCAGUGGCUUUGGCGGCGGCAGCGGCUUCGGAGGUGGCGGUUUUGGUGGAGGCCGCUUUGGAGGUCCUGGUGGCUUUGGAGGCUUUGGGGGUCCUGGUGGCCCUGGUGGUUCUGGCCCUGGAGGAUUCCCUGGUGGUGGCAUCCACGAAGUCUCUGUCAACGAGAGUCUCCUGCAGCCACUCAACGUGAAAGUUGACCCAGAAAUCCAGAACGUGAAGUCUCAAGAGCGGGAGCAGAUCAAAACUCUCAACAACAAAUUUGCUUCCUUCAUCGACAAGGUCCGUUUCCUGGAGCAGCAGAACCAGGUGCUGCAGACCAAAUGGGAAUUGCUGCAGCAAAUAGAUGUGAGCUCCAGGACCACCCACCUAGACCCCAUCUUCCAAGCCUAUAUCAGUAUGCUCAAGAAACAAGUGGAUGGGCUUAAUGCAGAAAGAACCUCGCAGAAUUCAGAGCUGAACAACAUGCAAGAUCUUGUGGAGGAUUUUAAGAAGAAGUAUGAGGAUGAAAUCAACAAGCGUACAGCGCUCGAGAAUGAUUUUGUGACACUUAAAAAGGAUGUGGACAAUGGAUACACGAACAAGGUGGAUCUGCAGAUCAAUGUGGACUUACUCACCCAGGAGAUUGAGUUCCUGAGAACACUCUAUGAGGCGGAAGUGUCUCAGCUUCACCAGACGAUCACUGACACCAACGUCAUCCUCUCCAUGGACAACAACCGCAGCCUGGACCUGGACAGCAUCAUUGCUGAGGUUCAGGCCCAGUAUGAGGAGAUUGCUCAGAGAAGCAAGGACGAGGCAGAGGCCCUGUACCAUAGCAAGUAUGAGGAGCUCCAGGUCACUGCAGGGAGACAUGGMGAGAGCCUGAAAGAGCUCAAGAUGGAGAUCAGCGAGCUGAACCGCAUGAUCCAGAGGUUGCAAGGGGAGAUCUCACACGUGAAGAAGCAGUGUAAGAGUGUGCAAGAUGCCAUUGCAGAUGCUGAGCAGCGUGGAGAAAACGCCCUCAAAGAUGCCAAGAACAARCUCACAGAGCUGGAGGAGGCCCUGCAGCAGGCCCGGGAGGACCUGGCCCGGCUGCUGCGUGACUACCAGGAGCUGAUGAACACCAAGCUGGCCCUGGACGUGGAGAUUGCCACCUACCGCAAGCUGCUGGAGGGCGAGGAGUACAGGAUGUCUGGAGAAUGCAGUAACAACGUGACUGUGUCCGUGACAAGCAGCACCAUAUCUUCAAGUGUGGCAUCCAGGGCUGGCUUUGGAGGCCAGGGCUCUGGAGGUAGAGGAUUCAGCUCUGGAAGUAGCAGUUACGGCUCUGGAGGCAGAGGGUCUGGUUCCAUAAGUGGUGGUGGAGGAGGAUUCAGCUCUGGAGGUGGCUCUAGAGGAGGCUCCAGCUCUGGAGGAGGAUUCAGCUCUGGYGGUGGCUCUAGAGGAGGCUCCAGCUCUGGAGGAGGAUUCAGCUCUGGCGGUGGCUCUAGAGGAGGCUCCAGCUCUGGAGGAGGAUUCAGCUCUGGCGGUGGCUCUAGAGGAGGCUCCAGCUCUGGAGGAGGAUUCAGCUCUGGCGGUGGCUCUAGAGGAGGCUCCAGCUCUGGAGGAGGAUUCAGCUCUGGMGGUGGCUCUAGAGGAGGCUCUGGCUCUGGAGGUGGAUACAGCUCUGGAGGAGGUUCCCGAGGAGGCUCCGGCUCUGGAGGAGGAUUCAGCUCUGGAGGAGGCUCCAGAGGAGGUUCUAGCUCUGGAGGAGGAUUCAGCUCUGGAGGUGGUUCCAGAGGAGGCUCUGGCUCUGGAGGGGGAGUUUCUGGCUCUGAAAAGGGUGGCUCUGGCUCAGGUGAAGGUUGUGGUUCCAGUGUGACCUUUUCUUUUAGAUAA